GUUUCCCGGGCGACGGAGGUACACAGAGCCGGGCUCCGCUCCGUCGCCCCCGCCGCCCCCGCCGCCAUGAGUCAGAGGCAGGUGCUGCAGGUGUUUGAACAAUACCAGAAAGCCCGGACUCAGUUUGUGCAGACAGUGGCUGAACUGGCGACCCGACCCCAGAACAUCGAGACCUUGCAGAAUGCAGGAGUAAUGUCUUUGCUGCGACCUCUUCUAUUGGAUGUUGUACCAACUAUUCAACAGACUGCUGCUUUGGCUCUUGGGAGACUGGCCAAUUAUAAUGACGACCUGGCUGAGGCAGUUGUAAAGGGAGACAUUCUUCCACAGCUUGUAUAUUCCCUGGCUGAACAGAACCGUUUUUAUAAGAAAGCGGCGGCUUUUGUGUUGCGGGCCGUUGGAAAACAUUCUCCUCAGCUAGCCCAAGCAAUUGUGGACUGUGGCGCCCUGGACACUCUGGUAAUCUGCCUGGAAGAUUUUGACCCAGGAGUGAAGGAAGCGGCAGCCUGGGCACUUGGCUAUAUUGCGAGACAUAAUUCAGAACUGUCCCAAGCUGUGGUGGAUGCGGGAGCAGUUCCUCUUUUAGUACUGUGUAUCCAGGAGCCCGAAAUUGCUUUGAAAAGGAUUGCUGCCUCAGCCCUCAGUGAUAUUUCAAAGCACUUGCCAGAGUUAGCGCAGACAGUGGUGGAUGCUGGGGCUAUUGCUCAUUUAGCCCAGAUGAUCCUGAACCCCGACGCUAAACUGAAGCGUCAGGUGCUUUCUGCUCUUAGUCAGAUUGCGAAGCAUUCUGUGGAUCUGGCAGAAAUGGUGGUGGAAGCAGAAAUUUUUCCAGUUGUAUUUAUGUGCCUGAAGGACAGAGACGAAUAUGUCAAGAAAAAUGCUGCGACUUUAAUUAGAGAGAUUGCAAAGCAUACGCCUGAGCUUUCCCAGCUAAUAGUCAAUGCAGGCGGAGUUGCUGCCAUGAUUGAUUGUAUCGGCUGCUGCAAGGGGAACGUAAGGCUGCCAGGUAUCAUGAUGCUUGGUUAUGUAGCGGCUCAUUCUGAGCAUCUGGCAACUGCAGUGAUCAUCUCCAAGGGAGUGCCACAGUUGUCUGUCUGCUUGUCGGAAGAGUCGGAAGAUCACAUCAAGGCGGCUGCCGCUUGGGCAUUAGGGCAGAUUGGGAGACACACUCCAGAACAUGCACGGGCGGUGGCUGUAACGAAUGCCCUAUCGGUUCUGCUCGCCCUCUAUCUGGCCCCGGAAAGCUCAGAAGAUCUUCAAGUAAAAACUAAAAAGGCCAUAAAGAGUAUCCUACAAAAAUGCACUCAUCUUCCAGCUCUGGAACCAUUCUUGCAUGAUGCUCCUCCAAAUAUUUUGAAACAUGUGGUAGGACAGUUCAGUAAGGUGCUGCCACAUGAUAGCAAAGCACGUCGGCUUUUUGUAACAAGUGGAGGACUUAAAAAGGUUCAAGAGAUAAAAGCGGAGCCUGGGUCACUACUUCAGGAAUACAUCAAUACUAUUAACAAUUGUUACCCUGAGGAAAUAGUAAGGUAUUACUCCCCCGGCUAUUCGGAUGCGCUUCUGGAGAGGGUGGAGAAUUAUCAGCCGACCAUAUGAGCGGAAUCGUCUUGACACAAAUUCACAGUAGUGCUUGUACGAAUACACUUGUAGCAAUAUUUCCUAGAUUUCUGAAAA
This is a messenger RNA of Ornithorhynchus anatinus (platypus), 1671 nucleotides long. It is a transcript of the gene SPAG6, whose product is annotated as sperm associated antigen 6. The record is from RefSeq and is a predicted model, not a curated record. The transcript is spliced from 11 exons. Gene Ontology annotation, cellular component: axoneme; sperm principal piece; microtubule cytoskeleton. Bases 67 to 1593 code for a protein of 508 amino acids. Gene Ontology annotation, biological process: neuron projection extension; filopodium assembly; epithelial cilium movement involved in extracellular fluid movement. Gene Ontology annotation, molecular function: microtubule binding. NCBI's taxonomy places the organism in Eukaryota, Metazoa, Chordata, Mammalia, Monotremata, Ornithorhynchidae.